AUGAGACGCGAAAUAGGGAACAAAGGGAUUAAAAGGGUUAAUAGAGUAAGAGAAAGGUGGGAUAUGUGGUACAAAGGAGAAGACGGCAGCAGUGUAGUUGUCAGUCCUGGCGAAGAGACGGGAUACACGGCGCAAGCUGCGGUGACGCCGACGGAUGGGCGCACGGUGAUGAAUGGAUUGCCCACGAGUUUGGAGUAUGGGGCGGAGGGGGCUGUGGGUGGUGGCAGCAACGGCGACAGCAGCAGCAAUAGCAGCAGCAAUAGCAGCAGCAAUAGCAACAGCAACACCUCAAGCAACACUCACUCUCUAGGUCCACACUCACCCUCCGCUUCCUCCUCUUCUGCUCUCACCGCUGGCCCUAUUGUCGGGAUAGUCGUUGGUGUCGUUGCAUUCACACUGAUCGUCUUACUCGUACUGGGAAAGUGGCGGCGUCGGGCGAGUCGUCGGCGUGUAGAUGCAUAUGCGCGGGCAGCGGGUAUAGCGCGCACCCAGCCGCAUUGGCGGGGCGUGAGUAAGAGUGGGAAGGGCACUAGUGAACUGCCCACAACAGCCGUCGUCCGAGGUGAAGCGGAAGCGGAAGCAGUGAAAAGCCAGCAUUCGCGCAGCUACUCGGAAGCAGCAGGCGAGUCGAGUCUGCAGCACACGCAGCACACGCGGCGUACUAGCACCUCCUCCUCUCUCAUACCAAGCGAGACGGAGAAAAACUCGGUAGCUGCGGCGUCCUGGUUCAGAGGGAGUGGGGGUACAACUACCAAUACUGCAAACACCCACACUAGCAACGCUAGCAUGUCCGACGCCGUUCAUGUCACUCGCUCUGAUAGUGACACGAGCAGAUUUAGACGUGCGCGUAAUAGCUUUGGCUCCCCGCUCGAUAUGCUUGUCAGGGGAUUUGGCAGGUAA
Molecule: messenger RNA, 900 nt
Organism: Wallemia ichthyophaga EXF-994
Lineage: Eukaryota; Fungi; Basidiomycota; Wallemiomycetes; Wallemiales; Wallemiaceae
Exons: 2
Coding region: 1-900 (299 amino acids)
Source: RefSeq, a predicted model, not a curated record